AUUGAUGGAGAAGACGGGUGAUUUCUGCAUUUCCAACUGAGGUACCUGGUUCAUCUCAAUGGGACUGGUUGGACGGUGGGUGCAGCCCACGGAGGGCGAGCCACAGCAGCAUCUCACCUGGGAAGCUCAAGGGAUUAUCUGCAAUUAUGAAAUGAAGUAACUCAAGAUGAGCAAGUUAAAAGUGAUACCAGAGAAAAGCCUUACCAAUAAUUCUAGGAUCGUGGGACUCCUGGCUCAGCUGGAGAAGAUCAAUGCUGAACCUUCAGAAUCAGACACUGCCCGAUAUGUUACAUCAAAAAUUCUUCAUCUGGCUCAGAGUCAAGAGAAAACAAGGAGAGAAAUGACAGCCAAAGGUUCUACAGGAAUGGAAAUUCUGCUGUCAACAUUAGAGAACACAAAAGAUCUUCAAACUACACUUAAUAUCUUAAGCAUUCUUGUUGAGCUGGUGUCAGCUGGUGGAGGUCGAAGAGUGAGUUUCUUGGUCACCAAAGGUGGUUCACAAAUAUUGUUGCAGUUACUUAUGAAUGCCAGCAAAGAAUCUCCCCCACAUGAGGACUUAAUGGUACAGAUUCAUUCUAUUCUUGCAAAGAUUGGACCAAAAGAUAAAAAAUUUGGAGUAAAGGCUAGAAUUAAUGGGGCUCUGAAUAUAACCCUGAAUUUGGUCAAGCAGAAUUUGCAGAAUCAUCGCUUGGUUCUACCUUGCCUUCAGCUUUUACGAGUAUAUUCUGCCAACUCUGUGAAUUCAGUAUCCUUAGGGAAAAAUGGAGUUGUGGAACUGAUGUUUAAAAUCAUUGGACCAUUUAGUAAGAAGAAUUCCAGUCUUAUAAAGGUUGCUUUAGACACUCUUGCUGCAUUGCUAAAAUCAAAAACAAAUGCCAGGAGAGCUGUAGACAGGGGAUAUGUCCAAGUGCUUUUAACAAUUUAUGUAGAUUGGCACCGUCAUGAUAACCGGCAUAGAAACAUGCUCAUUCGGAAAGGAAUUUUACAGAGUUUAAAAAGUGUUACAAACAUCAAGUUGGGAAGAAAAGCAUUUAUUGAUGCCAAUGGGAUGAAAAUUCUGUAUAAUACUUCGCAAGAAUGUCUAGCAGUCAGGACUCUGGAUCCUCUUGUCAAUACCUCCAGUCUGAUAAUGAGGAAGUGUUUCCCAAAAAAUCGACUGCCACUCCCAACAAUUAAAAGUUCUUUUCAUUUCCAGUUGCCUGUUAUUCCUGUGACUGGUCCUGUGGCUCAGCUCUACAGCUUACCCCCUGAAGUGGAUGACGUAGUAGAUGAAAGUGAUGACAACGAUGAUAUUGAUGUAGAAGCUGAAAACGAAACUGAGAAUGAAGAUGACCUAGAUCAAAAUUUUAAGAAUGAUGAUAUUGAAACAGAUAUUAACAAACUAAAACCCCAGCAAGAACCGGGACGAACAAUAGAAGAUCUAAAAAUGUAUGAACACCUUUUCCCUGAGCUUGUUGAUGAUUUUCAGGACUAUGAUUUAAUCUCCAAAGAACCAAAGCCUUUUGUAUUUGAGGGAAAUGUACGUGGUCCUAUUGUUGUUCCUACGGCAGGUGAGGAAGCAUCUGGGAAUUCUGGCAAUUUAAGAAAAGUUGUAAUGAAGGAGAACAUAUCUUCUAAAGGAGAUGAAGGUGAAAAGAAGUCUACCUUUAUGGAUCUAGCAAAAGAAGAUAUUAAAGAUAAUGAUAGAACAUUACAACAGCAGCCAGGUGAUCAAAAUAGAACUAUUUCAUCAGUCCAUGGUUUAAACAAUGAUAUUGUAAAGGCCUUGGACCGAAUUACAUUGCAGAAUAUUCCUUCUCAAACAGCCCCAGGUUUUACUGCAGAAAUGAAGAAGGACUGCAGUCUUCCUCUUACUGUCCUUACCUGUGCUAAAGCUUGUCCACACAUGGCUACUUGUGGAAAUGUUCUGUUUGAGGGAAGAACAGUUCAGCUAGGGAAGCUUUGCUGCACUGGAGUUGAAACUGAAGAUGAUGAAGAUACUGAGUCAAAUUCAUCAGUAGAACAAGCAUCGGUUGAAGUACCUGAUGGACCAACACUCCAUGACCCAGACCUCUAUAUUGAGAUUGUGAAAAAUACGAAGUCUGUCCCAGAAUAUUCAGAGGUGGCUUAUCCCGAUUAUUUUGGUCACAUUCCGCCUCCAUUCAAAGAGCCUAUUUUAGAAAGGCCUUAUGGUGUACAAAGGACAAAAAUUGCUCAAGAUAUUGAAAGGCUAAUACAUCAGAGUGAUAUCAUAGAUCGUGUGGUAUAUGACUUAGAUAACCCAAAUUACACCAUUCCAGAAGAGGGAGAUAUUUUGAAAUUUAACUCCAAAUUUGAGUCUGGGAAUCUGCGCAAAGUAAUUCAAAUUAGAAAAAAUGAAUAUGAUCUUAUUCUGAACUCAGACAUAAACAGCAAUCAUUAUCAUCAGUGGUUUUACUUUGAAGUCAGUGGAAUGCGGCCAGGUGUUGCUUACAGGUUUAACAUCAUUAACUGUGAAAAGUCCAACAGUCAGUUUAAUUAUGGUAUGCAACCACUCAUGUAUUCAGUUCAGGAAGCAUUAAAUGCUAGACCAUGGUGGAUUCGUAUGGGGACUGACAUUUGUUACUAUAAAAAUCAUUUCUCAAGAAGUUCAGUUGCUGCAGGUGGGCAAAAGGGAAAAUCCUACUAUACAAUUACAUUUACUGUCAAUUUUCCACAUAAAGAUGAUGUUUGCUAUUUUGCUUAUCACUAUCCAUACACGUAUUCAACUUUACAGAUGCAUCUUCAAAAAUUGGAAUCAGCACACAAUCCUCAGCAAAUCUAUUUUCGGAAAGAUGUGUUAUGUGAAACCCUGUCUGGAAACAGCUGCCCCUUGGUGACUAUAACAGCAAUGCCAGAGUCUAAUUAUUAUGAACAUAUCUGCCAUUUCAGAAAUCGUCCUUACGUUUUCUUGUCUGCUCGGGUACAUCCUGGAGAAACUAAUGCAAGUUGGGUUAUGAAAGGAACGUUGGAAUAUCUCAUGAGCAAUAACCCCACUGCUCAGAGCUUACGAGAAUCUUAUAUUUUUAAAAUUGUCCCUAUGUUAAAUCCAGAUGGUGUCAUCAAUGGAAAUCAUCGCUGUUCUUUAAGUGGAGAGGAUUUAAAUAGGCAGUGGCAAAGUCCAAAUCCGGAUUUACAUCCUACAAUUUACCAUGCUAAGGGGCUGUUGCAAUACUUGGCUGCAGUGAAGCGUUUACCCUUGGUUUAUUGUGAUUAUCAUGGCCAUUCCCGAAAGAAGAAUGUAUUUAUGUAUGGUUGCAGCAUCAAAGAGACAGUGUGGCAUACCAAUGAUAAUGCAACUUCAUGUGAUGUUGUGGAGGAUACGGGAUACAGGACAUUGCCUAAGAUACUGAGCCAUAUCGCCCCAGCAUUUUGCAUGAGCAGCUGUAGCUUCGUAGUGGAAAAAUCUAAAGAAUCCACAGCACGUGUUGUAGUUUGGAGGGAAAUAGGAGUACAAAGAAGUUAUACCAUGGAGAGUACUUUAUGUGGCUGUGAUCAGGGAAAAUACAAGGGUUUACAAAUUGGUACUCGAGAACUGGAAGAGAUGGGAGCAAAAUUUUGUGUUGGUCUUUUACGUUUGAAAAGACUGACCUCUCCAUUGGACUAUAAUCUGCCUUCCAGCCUGCUUGACUUUGAAAAUGAUUUAAUUGAAUCAAGCUGCAAAGUAACUAGGAACCUUGGCAGCUCUGAACUUCAGUUUUUGCCUCCAAUCCUUUGAAAUUGCUGAAAACUCUGAUGACUUCUCUGCCUCUAACAGCUGCCCUUGCUUGGCCUGGGUUCCACUGGACUUUGUCCCACGCACCUUUUUUUCUUUGCUGAUUUUGCUUUGUAUCCUUUCACUGUAAUAAGUCAUAACUGAAUUCAACUGUGUGCUGAGUCCUGUGAGUCUUCCUAGCAAAUCACUAACCCUGUGGUGGUCUUGGGACCCCUGAUAAGCAUGUUCAUUCUGAAUUUCUGUAAAGGUUGGUUAUCUAGAUUCUAAUGUUCUACUGAGAGUGAUCAGAGAUAGAUGGUAUUGUGAUCCUUUUAUGGAUGUGUGCAGCUGAGGCUCAGAGAGAGAAAUUUACCUGAGGCCAUCCAUCUAGAAAUUCCUGUCAGAAUCAGGAAUUGGAUUGAGGUCUAACUCUAAAAUUCACGUUCCUUUAUUGUAUCUUGUAUCCCCCAAGUAUGUAACCAAAAUUAAUAGAAUAUAAUGGUUUCAAUUUUUGAAAUGCUCUUGUCUAAUUUGGAUAAUUUAAUCAUUUAACAGUUUCAUUAUGUGUAAGGAAUGUUUUAGUUCAAUGGCAAAAUAAGUUGGAGCUUAGUGACAUAGUUAAUUGCUGCUUCCCAAAGCUAGCUUAGUGAUACAGCUGCUCCUUGACUUACAGUGGGAUUAUGUCCCGAUAAACCCAUCAUAAGUUGAAAAUACCAUAAGUUAAAAGCCCGUUUCCUAUACCUAGCCUACAUUAAACAUACUCAGAACACUUAAACAGUAGCCUGCAGUCAGGCAAAAUCAUCUAAGGCAAAGCCUGUUUUAUAAUAAACUGUUGGAUAUCUCAAGUAAUUUAUUGAAUAUUAUACUGAAAUAACGGAAUGGUUUCGCACCAUUGUAAAGUCAAAAAAUUUUAAGUUGAACUAUUACAAGUCAGGGACUGUAUUGUACUUUUCAACAAAAGUACAAAUAAAUUAGCAAAUUUCUUUUUUUUUUCAAAUAGACAUAUUCUCUCAUUGGAUAUUCUGUACGCUAGUUCUGUGUGUGUAUGCAUGUAUGUCUAUAUGCUGUAGCCAUUUAAGCCUGACAGAAAUUGUUACUUGCAUUUUCUAUGGAUAACUUUGUUUACUGUGUGAUAUUUUUAGGAGAUGCUAUAUUUAUCUCUCAUAAGAUAGGAAUAAAAUUUUAUAAAUUAUAUAAAUGAAACAUCUUCUGGUAUUUGUACAAAUAGAAAGAUUUUCUUUCACCCUAAAUCUGACAUUUCAAUACAAGAAAAUCAGACACAAUCAGCAAUUCACAAAUUGCCAAUAAUUUAGGCAAUGGCAUAUUUUUCUGUUUCUGCAAUUUUCAAAAAUUAUCCCCCAUGAUAUUUUAUUAUGCUAUCUUAAAACAGGUAGGUUAUUCUCAAAAGUUAACAGUGCAGAGUUAAAGGAGGGUUCUGAGGUGCAAAGGUAGAUGGAGUAUUUUUCAUCCUAUUGGCUUGAGACAGGCCAUGCCUGGGUUCUUUAGAAAUUGAGAAAGAUUGAUUUACUGUUUUCUUUAACAAGGUAGGUUUUAUUAUUGUCAUAAUAUGAGCCCAGCAACUUUGUGAGAUAGGUGGGACUGAUAUUGUUAUCUCUGCUUUACACUGAGAAACCUGUGCUCAGAGAGAGGAAAUGGCUUGCUCUGGGUCACACAACUGGUGAAUACAGUAGAGGCACAGCCCAGAAUUUCCAACUCCAUGGGCAGUGUUUUUUGCUUUCGUCAUGCCUGUUGUAGGUCAUGGAGUUGAAGAUCUGUAUUCUGGUGUCUUGGAUGGCAAAUCAGUUCUCAUGGAAGGAGAUGGCAUAUAUUUGAGGGAGAAUGGUGCAUUUUUUAGGUUUAGUUUUGUGUUACACUUAAUGUGAGGGUGGCCAGAAAACUUUCUGAAUCUGCAUAAAGUAAAAUUGUUUUGUUCUCUUUAGAAAUCAGUUGGAAUUAUAAACCUUUUCUGCAUCAUAAUGAUACCAUACAGCAGAGAAUUUCAAUGCAUUCAUCCUGUCAGAAAGGCUCUUUGAAAGUUUUGAUGUUUUUCUUGAAGCAGCAUGACAGGAUUUGGUUUUGGACUAAAAUGCUGUUUUCUUUAGAAGGAAAUAUUUCUUAAUUGCUUUUGGCUUAGUCUAUUCAGAGUAGAAGGAUAGAUGUUAAGGCAGGUGUACACAGGGCAGCUGUCAGAAAAGGAUGCAGAACAAGCCAAAAGGAGUAAACUUAUCUGAAGAAAAUGGGGGAAGCAAGGAAACAGUGGCAUUAAAACAAAGUAAUCAUGACAAGAAAUAAUUAAGUACUGGUUAGACUUUUUUUUUCUUAUGAUUGUAAGAAUUUUUGGACUCCUAUCUGCUUAUUUAAAGCGAUUAUUUUAUAAACAUAGGGCAAGUGACCUUGAAGUCUUUUUUUUCAGUGAAGGUUUUGUGAGAAUCAUAGGAAAUAAUGUCUAUGAAAGCAUUUCCUACAUUGUAAAGACAUUGAAAUUAUUAAUAAAAGCAAAGAUGAAUUGCUGU
Messenger RNA from Pongo pygmaeus (Bornean orangutan), 6204 nucleotides. RefSeq names its product ATP/GTP binding carboxypeptidase 1 (gene AGTPBP1). The record is from RefSeq and is a predicted model, not a curated record. Gene Ontology annotation, biological process: proteolysis; C-terminal protein deglutamylation; protein side chain deglutamylation. Gene Ontology annotation, molecular function: metallocarboxypeptidase activity; zinc ion binding. Lineage: Eukaryota; Metazoa; Chordata; Mammalia; Primates; Hominidae. The transcript is spliced from 26 exons. Bases 167 to 3715 code for a protein of 1182 amino acids.